Messenger RNA from Batrachochytrium dendrobatidis JAM81, 1510 nucleotides. RefSeq lists its product as uncharacterized. NCBI's taxonomy places the organism in Eukaryota, Fungi, Chytridiomycota, Chytridiomycetes, Rhizophydiales. Bases 39 to 1310 code for a protein of 423 amino acids. The transcript is spliced from 5 exons. Gene Ontology annotation, cellular component: Golgi apparatus. The record is from RefSeq and is a predicted model, not a curated record.
CAGUUAGCCAUCAACGAUCGACUCUGCAGCUGUUACAAAUGGAUGACGGAAACAUCGAGCCUGUUGCUACUCUUCCCACUCUGCCUCGUGGUCAUCCUCAGCACUCACAGUUCGUGGCAUCCAACAACUACUCUAGACCUGGGUUGACUACCAACAAUGGCUACUCCACCACUUCCAGCUACAACACUCACUUAACCCAAGAGUCUGGUCUUGUUCGUUACUUACCGUCUCGCAUACAAGCAUUGCUUCCAACCGACUACUGGGGAAGGGUUGCAAUUGGCUGGUCCGUUGUUCAAUUCAUCUUUGUCGGCAUUCUGGAGAUUGCUCUUGCGGUUCAACACUAUUUUUAUGUUGCCCAACUUGAUGCUCUCACUCCUUGGUCUUUCCCUCUCAAUCCAACAAAAGACGACAUUGUUGGGAAUGGCCAUGCUAUAACAGUCUACCACUCCUUGGUCUGUUUUGCUCUUCUUUUUCAGCUUGUCAUGGUCUAUGAUGCCAUUGCCAACAAGUCUGUCAUUCAGCUCUGUGCUACCACAUUGUUCAAUUGGUCCGUAUCUAUUUACACCAUCGUGCAGUCCCGUCAGGCAGGAAUAUUGCUGAAUGAUGCUCCACAAUGGAUUGUUGCCGACUUAUCUACACACCCUACCUUACCAUUGGAAAUCGUCAUUAUUGUCUCGAUGUUUGUGUUUGCUCCUGGAUGGAUCUUCAUGUCAUAUCAGCUAUACAAGGUGUUUGGAUGGACCAUCUUUAAAGAGUUGGGUGCUGAUGUGAAUGUUCGCAACCAAUUGAUGGUUCAUCAUGUACACUUGCUAUUGCUCAAGCUAGAUGUAUUUUUCUUUCUCGGAUUCUCCUUUCAAUUUGUGUGUCUUGUUCUUGCUGGUAAAGGAAAUACUGGAGACUCGAUUCUUCACGCUAUUAUCUCUGUUCCCGGAACCAUCAUUCUUCUAAUUAUUUCAUACAUUGCCAUUCGAAGGGAAUCCAAAUUGUGGAUGAUUGUGUCAAUUUUGGGUCUGCUAGGCGGCUCAAUAUACCUAAUCGUCAAAAUCGUGGAAGUGAAUGGAUCAUCUAUUGAGAGUGUCAGAAAAUUCCAUUCUUCCAAAAACUCGCUGACAUUCUUUAUCGUAUUGACGCUACUCAUGUCAGGCAUUACUUGCGUGUCAGCUAUUCUUAAUUAUCUUCAAUUUGGAAAAGGUCUCAAGGAUCACUUGGAUAAUCAUAAACGGCCUGCCGGAUCGGUUGAGUUGGAACACCUCAGUCAAAGCAACGGAGGCAUGUCCAGUCAUGGAAAACAUGGAUGGAUGCAUGGUUAAUUAUUUCAUACUUUUACAUUGAUUGUUUUUACUAUUCAUAUCCUAAUUUGUCCUUCUCGAGCCAGAUAUCUUGCUACUCGAGAUGUUUCAAUCUCUCUGAUCAAGACUGCUUUCUUGAAUCAGACUUUAGCCAUCCUUGCAUUUUCUGUCCAAUUGAAAGUUUUAAACUUCUACAUUAAACUUGUUUUGAAUUAUAUAUC